AUGUCAUCUACUGAAGAUUUAAGUGCCUUAUUUAACAAGUUGGGUCUUGAAGAUGUCAAGAUCAAAGAAAUCUUGAAAAACAAGAAAGUUUCCAAUUCAUUUGAAUCAAUUUUAAAAGAGUCUUCAAAUAUUGAAUAUCCUUUAGAUAAGACCAAGAGAUUAUUAUUACAUCAAUUAGCUAUUCUAUCAAAAGGUGAAACCAUCCCAAACCGUUCAUUAAUCACUGAAGGUAUUUUGAAUGAUGAAUUAAACACUUCACAAAGAGUUGAUGAAGCAUUCAAAUACGUUAAAGCUAAUGGUGAGUCAUCAACUAAAGAAGAAUUAAACAAAGUUAGUGGUGUUGGUAUUGUUGUUACUGAAGAUCAAGUUAAAAAUGAAGUUAGAAAUUACAUUCAAGCUAAUAAAUCUGAAAUUGAAGAGAAAAGAUAUCAAUUUUUACCAAAAAUCUUGGCUAAUGUUCGUACAAUUCCUGAAUUAAAAUGGGCAAAUCCAAGUUUAUUCAAACCUAUUAUUGAUGAAGAAUUAUUAAAAUUAUUAGGUCCAAAAGAUGAACGUGAUGUUGUCAAGAAGGAAAAAAAAUCCAAAAAACCAGCAGCAAAUACCACAACUUCAAAAGAUACAAAGAAAACUGAAGAACCUGUUAGAUCAAUGUUUACUGAAGGUUUCCUUGGAGAUCUACAUAAAGUUGGUGAAAAUCCUCAAAAAUACCCAGAAUUAAUGGUUGAACAUUUAAAAGCAUGUCAAAACCGUGUUCAAACUCGUUUCCCACCUGAACCUAAUGGUUUUUUACAUAUUGGACAUUCUAAAGCCAUUUUAGUUAAUUUUGGUUAUGCCAAACAUAAUGAUGGUGUUUGUUAUUUAAGAUAUGAUGAUACAAAUCCUGAAGCUGAGGAAGAUGUUUAUUUCAAGAGUAUUUUGAAGAUGGUUAAUUGGUUAGGUUUCAAACCAUGGAAGAUCACAUAUUCAUCAGAUUAUUUUGAUAAAUUGUAUGAAUUAGCUGAACAAUUGAUCAAAAACGAUCUAGCAUAUGUUUGUCAUGAUACCGCUGAGGAAAUUAAAAGAAGUCGUGGUAUUAAAGAAGAUGGUACACCAGGUGGUGAAAGAAUUCCAUCAAAAGAUCGUAAUAGACCAGUUGAAGAAAGUUUAGCAGAAUUUAGAAAAAUGAGAGAUGGUGCUUAUAAGCCAGGUGAAGCCACAUUAAGAAUGAAGCAAGAUUUAUCAUCACCAAAUCCUCAAAUGUGGGAUCUUAUCGCUUAUAGAGUGUUGAAUGCAGAACAUCCAAGAACUGGAGAUAAAUGGAAAAUUUAUCCAACUUAUGAUUUCACACACUGUUUGGUUGAUUCAUUUGAAAAUAUCACACAUAGUUUAUGUACUACUGAAUUUUAUCUAUCAAGAGAAAGUUAUGAAUGGUUAUGUGAUGCAUUACACGUUUAUAGACCUGCACAAAGAGAAUAUGGUCGUUUGAAUAUCACAGGUACUGUUUUAUCCAAGAGAAAGAUUGCUAAAUUAGUCAAUGAACAUUAUGUUCGUGGUUGGGAUGAUCCAAGAUUAUUUACAUUAGAAGCUAUUAAACGUCGUGGUGUCCCACCAGGUGCAAUUUUAACAUUUAUUAAUACAUUGGGUGUCACUACAAGUACAACUAAUAUUCAAGUUACAAGAUUUGAAAGUUCAAUUCGUAAAUUCUUGGAAGAUACUGUUCCAAGAUUGAUGUUAAUUUUAGAUCCAAUUGAAAUUGUUAUUGAUAAUGUUGAUGAUGAUUUUGAAUUAACUGUGGAAAUCCCAUAUAAACCUGGUAAUGAUAAAUUUGGUUCAAGAAAAGUUACAUUUGUUAAAACCAUUUAUAUCGAUAGAUCUGAUUUUAGUGAAGAUGAAACAGAUUCUGAAUUUUUCAGAUUAAAACCAAAUCAACCAGUUGGUUUAUUAAAAAUCCCUCAUAAUAUUAGUUUCAAAAAUUAUGAAAAGGAUUCAAAUGGUGCAAUCACUAAAAUCCAUGUUAAUUAUGAUGAUCAUGUUGUUAAAAAACCUAAAACUUUUAUUCAAUGGAUUCCAAAAUCUGCUAAACAUAAUUCACCAGUUAAGAUUAGUGAAACAAGAGUUUAUAAUCAAUUAUUUAAUAGUGAAAAUCCUUCAAGUCACCCAGAUGGAUUCUUAAAAGAUAUUAAUCCAAACAGUGAAGAAGUGUUUAAAAACUCAAUUGUGGAAUCAAAUUUCCAACAAGUUGUUUCAAAAUCACCAUGGAAUGUUGUUGAUGAAAGUAAUAAAGAAUUUAAUGUUGUUGAAGAUAAGGAAACUUCAGGACCUGAAAUUGUUAGAUUCCAAGCAUUAAGAGUUGGUUAUUUUGCAUUAGAUAAAGAUUCUACAGAUGAUAAGAUUGUCUUGAACAGAAUUGUCAGCUUGAAAGAGUCAAGUAAAUAG
Molecule: messenger RNA, 2415 nt
Organism: Hansenula anomala
Lineage: Eukaryota; Fungi; Ascomycota; Saccharomycetes; Phaffomycetales; Wickerhamomycetaceae
Gene: GLN4
Product: glutamine--tRNA ligase
Exons: 1
Coding region: 1-2415 (804 amino acids)
Biological process (GO): glutaminyl-tRNA aminoacylation; translation
Cellular component (GO): cytoplasm; cytosol
Molecular function (GO): ATP binding; glutamine-tRNA ligase activity
Source: RefSeq, a predicted model, not a curated record